ACCCCGAUUUUCCUUCCUUUUAAGGUUUUAAACCUUCCGAUGCUAUUUGUUCUUCAGUAAUUUCCAUGGCAGCAUUUCUCUCCUGCCAUUACUUUCCUUCAAUUCUUUCCUCCCGACGUAUCUUCCCAUCGAUCUCGACUACAAGAGGAACCUGCUUGGGUAAUCAUCAGAGAUCUCUUUGGAUUCGGCGUUUCGGACCCAAGUGUUCUUCCGACAAACCUUCUCGGUUUCGGCCGGACCAUGAGCAGCAGAAAAGGAGGUCAUUCUCGUUUAAGGAAUGUGCAUUUUCUAUAGCACUGGCAAUCGGACUGGUUACAGGAGUACCUGCUUUGGCUUAUACGGCCAGUCCGGUCUUGCCUGAUGUUUCAGUGUUGAUCUCCGGUCCGCCGAUUAAGGAUCCAGGGGCUUUGUUGAGGUAUGCCCUACCCAUUGACAAUAAAGCUAUCAGGGAGGUUCAGAAGCCUCUUGAAGAUAUUACCGACAGUCUGAAGCUUGCUGGGGCCAGAGCUCUGGAUUCUAUUGAAAGAAAUGUGAAGCAGGCAUCUCGGGUUCUCAAGCAAGGUAAAGAUUUGAUUCUUUCAGGGGUUGCUGAGUCAAAGAAAGAGCAUGGCAAGGAAUUGCUUGACAAACUGGAAGUUGGUAUGGAGGAGCUUCAACAGAUUGUUGAGGAAAAGAAUAGGGAUGCUGUGGGACCUAAACAGAAGGAAUUGCUUCAAUAUGUUGGAGGUGUUGAAGAGGACAUGGUGGAUGGUUUCCCAUAUGAAGUGCCUGAAGAGUACAGAAACAUGCCUCUUUUGAAAGGAAGGGCAACUGUGGACAUGAAAGUUAAGGUUAAGGACAAUCCUAACGUGGAUGAAUGUGUAUUUCGUAUAGUUCUGGAUGGUUACAAUGCCCCGGUAACUGCUGGAAACUUCAUAGAUUUGGUGGAACGGCACUUCUAUGAUGGCAUGGAAAUCCAAAGAGCGGAUGGCUUUGUAGUUCAGACUGGAGAUCCUGAGGGACCUGCAGAGGAUUUCAUUGAUCCCAGUACAGAGAAGCCGCGUAAAAUACCAUUAGAAAUUAUGGUUGAUGGGGACAAGGCACCUGUAUAUGGUGAAACAUUGGAAGAGCUUGGUCGAUACAAAGCUCAGACAAAGCUUCCUUUCAAUGCAUUUGGAACUAUGGCUAUGGCCAGAGAUGAGUUUGAGGACAAUUCUGCUUCAAGCCAGGUAUUUUGGCUCUUGAAAGAAAGCGAACUGACUCCUAGUAAUGCCAACAUAUUGGAUGGUCGGUAUGCGGUAUUUGGAUAUGUAACAGAUAAUGAGGAUUAUUUGGCAGAUCUCAAGGUUGGAGAUGUUAUACAAUCCAUUCAAGUUGUCUCUGGCCUUGAUAAUCUUGUCAACCCAAGCUACAAGAUUGCAGGCUAAAUUUUCCUCUGAUCUUGGUAGCAGAUUUGUUGUUCAUAAGAGUUCAUGACUGGAGCACCAACUCCAGCACUUUUAAAUACAUUAAUGCUGUAAUGUUUGAUUUUGAGAGAUUAUUUAAUAUCAGACCUAGCAGUGUUAACAUUGGUA
Telopea speciosissima is the source of this 1553-nucleotide messenger RNA. RefSeq names its product peptidyl-prolyl cis-trans isomerase, chloroplastic. Bases 66 to 1406 code for a protein of 446 amino acids. Gene Ontology annotation, molecular function: peptidyl-prolyl cis-trans isomerase activity. Gene Ontology annotation, biological process: protein peptidyl-prolyl isomerization. The transcript has 7 exons. Lineage: Eukaryota; Viridiplantae; Streptophyta; Magnoliopsida; Proteales; Proteaceae. The record is from RefSeq and is a predicted model, not a curated record.